Anguilla rostrata (American eel) is the source of this 1731-nucleotide messenger RNA. It is a transcript of the gene adprs, whose product is annotated as ADP-ribosylserine hydrolase. The record is from RefSeq and is a predicted model, not a curated record. Lineage: Eukaryota; Metazoa; Chordata; Actinopteri; Anguilliformes; Anguillidae. The transcript has 6 exons. Gene Ontology annotation, cellular component: mitochondrion; nucleus. The coding region runs from base 127 to 1275 and encodes 382 amino acids.
CGGUGACAGCGCCGGGUGAACAGGAAAGGGCUGGUAGGCGUUGAUAGAGGUGCCUGAAAGUGCGUUGAGAAGUCAAGUCAACCUAGAGCUCAAGCACAACAAAAUCAAGACCAAGUUCACGGGGCGAUGACUGCAGCGGCGGCAGCGCGACUUGGAGCGGGCGGGGCCAUCUCGAUCUCCCGGUUCCGGGGAGCGCUGGUCGGUGCAGUUUUGGGGGAUUGCAUAGGCGGAGAGUUCGAGGGAGCGGAAGAGGUUCCGAUGGAACGAGUUCUGCAGCACCUGAACGGGCUGGACCAGGACAGCGACUGUAUUCUGCAGUACAGUGAUGACACCGCAAUGACCCGCUGUGUGGUUCAGUCUCUACUCACCAGAGGAGGGUUUGACCAGCAGGACAUGGCACACAGGUUUGCUGAGGAGUAUCGCCGCUCUCCGGGGCGGGGCUACGGCUCAGGUGUAAUCCAGGUGCUGCGGAAGCUGGCCUCCCCGCAGCUCAGCGAUGUCUUCCAGCCCGCACGCGCUCAGUUCGGGGGGCGCGGUUCCUUCGGCAACGGCGGCGCCAUGAGGGCGGCGCCCUUCGCCCUGGCAUUCAGAAACAUCGCCGACGUCAAAAGGUACGCCGGGCUGGGUGCGAUGCUCACACACUCCUGCUCUCUGGGGUAUAACGGGGCCGUGCUGCAGGCGCUGGCUGUGCACUACGCCCUGCAGGGGGCGCUAGCUGUGCCUCAGGCCUUCAUCAACAAGCUCAUAUCUGAGAUGGAGGCGGUGGAGAGCGAAGACCAGGCCCGCAGCGACGCCCGAGCGCUGAACGAGCCGGAGCUUCCUUUCUGCGCUCGGCUGCACAGGGUGAAGGAGCUGAUGGAGCAGAGCUCCGUCAGUGUGGAGGAGGUCAUCUCUGAGCUGGGGAACGGUAUUGCGGCCCUGCACUCCGUCCCCACCGCCAUAUUCUGCGCGCUGCACUGCCUGGAGCCGCGCGCGGGACUGCCUGAGCAGUACGGGGGCCUGGAGAGGACGCUGGCGUACUGCCUGGCGCUGGGCGGGGACACGGACACCAUCGCGUGCAUGGCCGGCGCCAUCGCGGGCGCGCACUACGGCGCGGACGCCAUCCCGCCAUCCUGGCAGCGCUGCUGUGAGGGCGCGGAGGAGGCGGAGGCCUGGGCCAGCCGUCUGCACCUGCUGUACCACCAACCGCCACAGGAGGGAGACAGCGAGACACAGCACAGCAACACACAGCCGCGCUCACAUACCAACACACAGCCUUCAAAACACACCGACUGAUACACACACACACACACACACAGCCCUCACCACAUACCGACUGAUACACACACACACACACACACACACACAGUCCUCAACAUAUACCGACUGAUAUACCCACACACACACACAGCCUUAAACACACACACACACACACAGCCCUAAACACGUACCGACUGAUAUACACACACACACACACACACAGAGCCCUCAACACAAGCGCACGCACAUGCACAUACACACACACACACACAAACAGAGCCUUCAACACACACACACAUACACAUGCACAAACAAGCCUCAACACACACACACACACAGAGCCCUGAACACACACCGACUGAUACACACACACACACACAAACACACAGGCCUUGCUUCUACACGUCUCUUUCUGGGAAAGAAAUCCGAUGUGAUUUAUUUUAUUACUUUAAUGUAACUCAGUUCCUAAUAAAAUUGUAAAGAAAAGCUGAA